Molecule: messenger RNA, 129 nt
Organism: Racocetra persica
Lineage: Eukaryota; Fungi; Glomeromycota; Glomeromycetes; Diversisporales; Gigasporaceae
Source: the annotation of a GenBank genome assembly
AAAAGCAAGGCUAUCCAUGCUAUACACUUACAAAAGAGCUUGAAAGGUGUUAUUGAGAAAGUUCAAGUAGAAAAAUCAGAUGAGAAUUUAAAAAAAGUUGUAAAAGAAAUUCUUGAUGCAUUAAAUAAG